GUAAGUGGCAAGCUAGCUUAGCAAAGAAGUCAACCAGAAAUUUGGACUGGAAGGGAUGGAGGCUGUGUACCACAGCCGUCACUGACAGCGGUUUUCCAAUUUAAACUACUUGGAAUCAUAAAACCACUGACAUAGGGGUCAAAGGUCAGGCUGAGUCACCAUGGAGUCCAUGCUGAACAAGCUCAAGAGCACUGUCACCAAGGUGACGGCCGACAUGACCAGCGCCGUUAUGGGCAACCCGGUGACGCGUGAAUUUGAAGUGGGCCGUCACAUUGCCAGUGGCGGGCCCGGCAUGUGCUGGAGGAUCUACAACGGAACCAAGAAGUCAACCAAACAGGAGGUGGCUGUGUUUGUGUUUGAUAAGAAGAUGGUGGAGAAGUAUCAGAAGUUUGACAAGGACCAGAUCAUUGAGUCUCUGAAGAAAGGUGUGCAGCAGCUCACCAGACUGCGUCACCCUCGUCUGCUCACUGUCCAGCACCCACUGGAGGAGUCGAGGGACUGCCUGGCGUUCUGUACAGAGCCAGUGUUUGCCAGUCUGUCCAAUGUGCUGGGUCAGUGGGACAACCUGCCCAGCCCCGUGCCCACAGACAUCAAGGACUACAAGCUAUACGACGUGGAGACCAAGUAUGGCCUGUUGCAGAUCUCGGAGGGCUUGUCAUUCCUACACAGCGGGGUGAAGAUGGUCCAUGGGAACCUGUGUCUGGAGAACAUCAUCCUCAACAAGAGCGGAGCCUGGAAGAUCAUGGGCUUUGACUUCAGCAUCUCCUCCAUCAACCCCUCCGAUGCCGAGCCCAAGUAUUCCUGUAAGGAGUGGGAGCCCAACCUGCCGCCGCUCUGCCUGCCCAACCCAGAGUAUCUGGCCCCCGAGUACAUCCUGUCGGUGAGCUGCGACGCCGCCUCGGACAUGUACUCGCUGGGCGUGGUGAUGCACGCCGUCUUCAACGAGGGCAAGCCGGUGUUGCAGGUCAACAAGCACGACAUCUUCAAGAGCUUCAGCCGACAGCUGGACCAGCUCAGCAGACUGAGCCCCACCAUGUUGAAUAAGAUUCCUGAGGAGGUGAGGGAGCACGUCAAGAUGCUGCUGAAUGUCACGCCCAACGUCCGCCCUGACGCUGACCAGAUGACCAAGAUCCCCUUCUUUGAUGACGUGGGGGCGGUGACGCUGGCCUACUUUGACUCCCUCUUCCAGAGGGACAACCUGCAGAAAUCCCAGUUCUACAAAAACCUGCCCAAGGUCUUGCCCAAGCUACCCAAGAGAGUGGUGGUGUAUCGUAUCCUCCCAGCCCUCACCUCAGAGUUUGUAAACCCAGACAUGGUGCCGUUCGUCCUGCCCAACGUGCUGCUGAUCGCAGAGGAGUGUACCAAGGACGAGUACGUCAGACUCAUCCUGCCGGACCUCAGCCCUGUGUUCAAGCAGCAGGAGCCUGUCCAGGCAAGCAAUAUGAUCCUGCUGAUCUUCCUGCAAAAGAUGGACCUGCUGCUGACCAAGACCCCACCGGAGGACAUUAAGAACAGCGUUCUGCCCAUGGUCUACAGAGCCCUGGAGGCCCCCUCCAUCCAGAUACAGGAGCUGUGUUUGAACAUAAUCCCUACCUUCGCCAACCUGAUUGAGUAUCCCUCCAUGAAGAACGCACUCAUCCCCCGCAUCAAGUCUGCCUGUCUACAGACCUCCUCACUUGCAGUGAGGGUGAACUCCCUGGUGUGCCUGGGGAAGAUUCUGGAGUACCUGGACAAAUGGUACGUCAUUGACGAGAUCCUUCCCUUCCUGCAACAGAUCCCCUCCAGAGAACCAGCCGUACUCAUGGGGGUUCUAGGGAUCUACAAGUGUACCUUCUCCCAUAAGAAACUGGGCAUCCCCAAAGAGCACCUAGCCGCCAAGAGUCUGCCUCACCUAGUCUCGCUCAGUAUAGACAACAACCUCAACCUCAAUCAGUUUAACUCCUUCAUGGCUGUGAUCAAAGACAUGCUGACUCGUAUGGAGGCAGAGCACAAGACCAAACUGGAGCAGCUACACAGCAUGCAGGAACAACAGAGGAGUAUGAAUAUUAAUACUAGUCAGACCAACCAAUCGGAAGAGACGAAGCGCACCCCCAGCCCUGGCAACCAGAUUGAUGACGUCUUUGGAGGGAGUUCUGGGAGUGCAGGGGUUAAUGGGAAAGCGAACGGAAACUCUGCAUCAGCUCCCCAACUCCCCAGAAUGUCUCUGACUCUGGAGGAGAAGCAGCGGUUAGCCAAGGAACAGGAACAGGCAGCCAAACUGAGAAACCAGCCAGCGCUAGCCCCCCAGAGUAUCAAACCAGCUACUCCUUCUACCCAGGCCAAGGACCUGACCAGCUGCCUGCUGAACAAUAUGACAUCCCUGGGCAGCCUGUCCCUCACCUCUCCCCCCAGACCAGGCCUCAUCCAGGGCAGCACCAUCUCAACCUACCCCUCCACCACCCCCAUGGGCUCUAUGGCCAGCAACGGCUACAACCCAACCAUGGGCUUCCAGGCAGGUGGGCAGGGCAUGCGCGCCCCCGGCCCCGGCCUCUACGGAGGGAUGGCCACCACCACCAGCACCCCUAACUUUGGCACCCUGACCCACAACCAAGGGAGUAGCAACACCCCUGACAUGUCUGCCUUGGACUCCUUGUUCACUUCCAGCAAGCCCAAAGUCAGCCUUAACCAAAUGGCUCCUCCCAAACCCACCCCUGGGACCACCGCCACCCCCUGGCUUAAUCAGUUUGGUUCAGCCCAGCCCAGUCAGACUGCCCCGAUGCAGGGCGCGCCAUUAGCCAUGGGAGGGGUGACCAGCGGGUUCGGGAUGCAGGCCAACCCUUUCUUCAGCCCACAGAACUUCUCUCAGCCCACGGCUGCUCCCGUAAUGAACACGGGUGGUGGGCUCAGACACAGUUCGUCCAUCAACAACGACCUGAAAGACCUAUUUGGCUGAAAACAACUUUCCCUUCUUUUAAUGACGACAGACUGAUGAAAAAGGGGAGUUGGACUUUUGAAUUGCAAAGAAGAAAAAAGAAAAAUCCACUUUUUGGACCGACUGUGAAAAUGAUGUUGAAAUUCACUUUGAUAUUUGUUGCUAUUUGUAUUUUAAUCUUCUGUGGUUUGGGUUGCAGUGUGGUUCUUCUAAGCUCCCAUCGGACUGAACACUGAAGACUCAGCUUUUCAAUCUGCACGUGGACUCCAAACCGUCUUGACUAGAGAGAGAGAGAGA
Messenger RNA from Oncorhynchus gorbuscha (pink salmon), 3208 nucleotides. It is a transcript of the gene scyl2, whose product is annotated as SCY1 like pseudokinase 2. The record is from RefSeq and is a predicted model, not a curated record. The coding region runs from base 161 to 2932 and encodes 923 amino acids. The transcript has 19 exons. Lineage: Eukaryota; Metazoa; Chordata; Actinopteri; Salmoniformes; Salmonidae. Gene Ontology annotation, biological process: protein phosphorylation. Gene Ontology annotation, molecular function: ATP binding; protein kinase activity.